CGCACGAGCUUCCAGCUGCGUACUUCUGCUUUCGCGCCGCAUCGAGCAGUCGAUGGCCCGGUACCACUCGAUCGAGGCCGAGCUACCGCCUUCGCACCGCACGCACCCGUCCUCGGCGGCGUCCUGGACGUCCCGUGUCCUCUACGCAUGGGUCCAGCCGCUCCUCUCGCUCGGCAACACCCGGCAGCUGCAGCCCGACGACAUUUGGCCGCUCGAAGCGCCACUGCAGUGCAAGACCGUGAGCGCCGCCUUUGAGCCUGCCUUUCGGUCGACCCGCUCGAUUGCCCGCGCCGUGGUCUCGGUCUACGGUGGCCGCCUCGUUGUCAUCGGCCUCGUCCAAGCGAUCACAGUCGGCUGCACCUUGUAUGGCCCGAUCGUGCUCCAACAAAUCCUCGUCGCCGUCGAGUCGGGUCCGGCCAUGGACGUCCUGUCCGUGCUCGGGACGAUCUUUGCGCUCUUUCUUGUGCGGUCACUGCAAGCGCUACUGACGGCCCACGCCACGUACGCCAACCAGCUCGUGACUGUCCAGCUCACGUCGGCGCUCCAGCACCUCCUCUUUCAGAAAGCGCUCUUGCUCGACGCAGCCGCGCGCAAGGCUACGACGGCCGGCGAGCUCGCCAACCUCUUCUCGACCGACAUCCAAACCAUCAUAACGUUCUCGGCCGCGUCCAACCAGAUCUGGCUCAUUCCGCUCCAGGUCGUUGUCAUCUUGGCCAUGUUGUACCGCGUCAUUGGCUGGUCGACGUUUGUCGGCGCCGGCGUCAUCGUCGUCACCCUCGGUGCCAACCAUGUGCUCGCGAACGCCCAGCGCCAGGCGUUCAAGACGCUCAUGACGCAGAAGGACGCGCGCAUGAAGGUCGUCCAUGAAGUCUUUGGGUCGAUCCAGGUCAUCAAGCUCAACGCGUGGGAAGAAAAAUUCAGCGACAAGCUCACGCGCCUCCGCGACGCCGAGCUUGGCACGAUGCACCACAUCAUUGUGCUGCAGUCGUGGUUCGUCGCGCUCUUGUACGCGGCGCCCGUCGUCGUCUCGAUCGUGUCGCUGGCGAUCUACGCGCUCGUGAUGCGGCAGUCGCUGACGCCGGCGACGGUCUUCACCGCGCUCUCGCUCUUUACAUUGCUGCGCGGCCCGAUGAUGUUUUUGCCGCAGAUCGUCGCCAACCUCAUGCAGGCGGUCGUGGCACUCAAGCGCAUCAUGGAGUUUCUCGACAUGGACGAGAAGGACACGGACGUCGUCAAGACGCCCGAGACCAUCUCAACCUCGGAACUCAACGCGUACGCUGAAAAGAAGAUUGACAUUGAGAUUGCCGACGGCACGUUUGCAUGGGACGUCAGCGGCAAGCCGCUCUUCAACGGCAUCAACCUCCAAAUCAAGCGCGGCGAGUUUGUGCUCGUUCAUGGCGCGGUCGGCGAAGGCAAGUCGUCGCUCGUCUCGGCGCUGCUCGGCGAGAUGCACAAGCGCCACGGGUCGGUGUUUGUCGGCGGCCAAGUGGCCUACUUUUCGCAGCAGGCGUGGAUCCAAAACCUCACGAUCCGCGACAACAUCCUCUUUGGCAAGCCGUACGACCGGAAAAAGUACAACGCCGUCCUGGACGCGUGCGCACUGAGCAAGGACCUGACGCUCUUCCCCGCCGGCGACCGCACCGAGAUUGGCCAGAAAGGCGUCAACCUCAGCGGCGGCCAGAAAGCGCGCAUCUCGCUCGCGAGAGCAUGCUACAGCGACGCCGACAUCUUCCUUUUGGACUCGCCCUUGUCGGCCGUCGACGCGAUCGUGUCGAACGAGAUUUUCACCAAGUGCUUUCUCGGGCUCCUCCGGCACAAGACGAUCGUGCUCGUGACGCACUCGCCCGAGAUCAUUGCGUCCUCGUACAUUGACCGGUCGAUCGAGCUCAAGCAAGGCAAGCUGCUCACCACAGAAGUCGACAAGCAAGACGCCCCGAUCCUCGUCUCGCCACUCAAGGCGCGGCUCGGGUUUGCGGGCAGCGGCGAGUUUACGGACGAAGACGUCUUCUCGCUUCGCCAGAGCAAGGCGGCCGCGCAGCCGUCGUUUGUGUCGCCGUCCGUCAUGUCCCCGGGCUACGACAACCUCUUUUGCACGCCGUUCGAUGACGCGAGCGUCGAGACGUACGACGAGACGACCAUGUCCGGGACGCUCGUGUUUCAAGAAGAGCGCUGCGCCGGCCGCGUCUCGUCGCACAUCUUCUCUGCGUAUUUGGACGCGAUCGGCGGGUACCCGAUGCUGAUCUUUUGGGCGUUUGUCAUUUCGUCGUGGCAAGUCCUCUCGAUCGCGGGCGACUACUGGCUCACGAAAUGGAUGGCGGACCCAGACUACAUUGCGCACGGUCCGUACCACUUGGCGAUCUUCUCGCUGUUGUCGCUCGGGGGUGUUCUCUUUACGAUCCUCCGCACGGCGUCGAUCUUGCUCUCGGGGCUCAAAGCCUCUCGGCUCCUCUUUGACAAGAUGACGGCGUCGCUGCUGAAGGCGCCGAUGGCCUUCUUUGACGCGAACCCGGUCGGCCGCAUUUUGAACCGGUACAGCAGCGACCUCGCGACCGUCGACACGGCGAUCCCGAUGACGCUCAACUCGUUCUUGGCGAUGGUGUUUAUGGCGGUCUUUUGUCUCUUGACGACGGUCGUCGCCGUGCGCAGCCUCGGGCUCAUCCUGCUGCCGAUCGUGUACCUCUACUUUGCGACGGGCAGAGAGUACAUUCACCCCGCGCGCGAAGUCGAGCGCGUCAACAAGGUCACGCGGUCGCCGCUUUUGAGUUUGAUUUCCGAGUGCAUUGAUGGCGCGCUUGUGAUUCGCGCGUUUGGCGCCAAGCAAGUGCGCCGCUUCCAGCGCCUGCACCACCGCAACGUCGACAUGAACUUGGAGGCGGUCGUCGCGGGCCAGGUCAUCACGCAGUGGUUCUCGCUGCGUAUUCAGCUCACGUCGGCGCUGCUCCUCCUCGUCACGUUUGUCUCGCUGGUGUGGGCGCGCGCGAUGUUGAGUCCGGGCUUGAUCGGUCUUGUGCUCAACUACACCUUUGCGGUGCUUCCGUUCUUCGAGUGGAUAGUGACCUCGUGGUCGCAGAUUGAGACGGCGAUGGUCGGCCCCGAGCGGCUCUCCGAGUACGCGGCGAUCGAGCCGGAGGCGCCCCGUGUGAUCCACGGUGCGACGGCCCACGACUGGCCGACGACGGGCCACGUGACGUUUAGCAACAUGAGCUUCCGCUACAAGGAGCACGAUGCGCUCGUGCUCAAGGACGUCAACGUCGACAUUGCGUCGGGCGAGAAGAUUGGCAUCGUCGGGCGCACGGGCGCCGGCAAGUCGAGCUUGACCAUGGCGCUCUUCCGCAUCAACGAGCUCGCGUCCGGCUCGAUUUCGAUCGACGGCGUCGACAUCAAGUCGGUGGGCGUCAAGACACUGCGCAGUGCGAUCGCGAUCAUUCCGCAAAACCCCGUGCUCUUCAAGGGCACGCUGCGCAACUACUUGGAUCCGUUCAGCGACUAUGGCGACGACCAGCUCUGGGACGCCCUCGGUAAAGUCCGCCUCCAAUCGCGCAUCGCGUCGGUCGACGGCCAGCUCGAGAGCCACGUCGAAGAGAACGGCGAGAACUUUAGCGUCGGCGAGCGGCAGAUGCUGUGCAUGGCGCGGGCCCUCCUGCGGCAGGCGCGCAUCGUGGUCAUGGACGAAGCGACGGCGGCGAUUGACCACGAGACGGACCAGAACCUCCAGCGCGUGAUCCGGACCGAGUUUGCGGCCUCGACCGUCCUCACGAUCGCCCACCGCCUCGACACGGUUUUGGACUGCGACCGCAUUCUCGUGUUUGACCAAGGCCGGCUCGUGCAGUGCGACAAGCCGCAGCAGUUGAUUGACGACGGCACUGGCAUCUUUUACGAGCUCUGCCACGAAGGCGGGUACCUCGACAAGGUGCUUGCGUCGCCGUAGAGUGUUUACGAGACGACCGAUAUUGUCUCUUAUUUUAUUGCAAUUAUCAAGUAUUUUACAGUGUAUUUUAC
This is a messenger RNA of Saprolegnia diclina VS20, 3999 nucleotides long. RefSeq lists its product as hypothetical. Gene Ontology annotation, molecular function: ATP binding; ABC-type transporter activity; ATP hydrolysis activity. The record is from RefSeq and is a predicted model, not a curated record. Gene Ontology annotation, biological process: transmembrane transport. The coding region runs from base 53 to 3928 and encodes 1291 amino acids. The transcript has a single exon. Gene Ontology annotation, cellular component: membrane. Lineage: Eukaryota; Oomycota; Saprolegniomycetes; Saprolegniales; Saprolegniaceae.